CAGGACACUACUGGAUCCCCUCAAAAACGGGGAGAUGCGGCCCUUUGCCCCCCUGCGGACCUGACUCAGGCGACCCUCUCCACACACAGCCCCGAUACCCGGCGCUAAGACCCAGCGGGCGCUCCGGCCCGGCCCCUGCUCCCGCCUGCCGGGCCCCAGACGCCUUCUCUGCUCGGGAGCGCCGGCCGGGGCACGGCGGGGGCAUGGGCAGCGCGGCGUGGGGGCUGCUGUGGCUGCUGCUGGCCAGCGCCGGGGCCCAGUACGAGAAGUACAGCUUCCGGGGCUUCCCGCCGGAGGACCUGAUGCCCCUGGCCGCGGCCUACGGACACGCGCUGGAGCAGUACGAGGGCGAGAGCUGGCGCGAGAGCGCGCGCUACCUCGAGGCGGCGCUGCGGCUGCACCGGCUGCUGCGGGACAGCGAGGCCUUCUGCCACGCCAACUGCAGCGGCUCCGCGCCGCCCGAGGCCUCGUCGCCCGGGCCCGGCCCCGACGGCGGGAGCGACGAAGAGUGGGCCCGCGAGCUGCAGCUCUUCGGCCACGUCCUGGAGCGCGCCGCCUGCCUGCGACGCUGCAAGCGGACGCUGCCCGCCUUCCAGGUGUCCUACCCGCCGCGGCAGCUGCUGCGCGACUUCCAGAGCCGCCUGCCCUACCAGUACCUGCACUACGCGCUGUUCAAGGCUAACCGGCUGGAGAAGGCGGUCGCCGCGGCCUACACCUUCCUCCAGAGGAAUCCGAAGCACGAGCUAACCGCCAAGUAUCUCAGCUACUACCGGGGGCUGCUGGACGCCGCCGAGGAGUCCCUCACCGACUUGGAGGCGCAGCCCUACGAGGCCGUGUUCCUCCGGGCCGUGAAGCUCUACAACAGCGGGGACUUCCGCAGCAGCACCGAGGACAUGGAGCGGGCUCUGGCCGAGUACCUGGCGGUCUUUGCCCGCUGUCUGGCUGGCUGUGAGGGGGCCCAGGAGCAGGUGGACUUCAAAGACUUCUACCCAGCCAUAGCAGAUCUCUUUGCAGAAUCCUUGCAGUGCAAGGUGGACUGUGAGGACAACCUGACCCCCAAUGUGGGCGGCUACUUCGUGGAGAAGUUCGUGGCGACCAUGUACCAUUACCUGCAGUUUGCCUACUACAAGUUGAAUGACGUGCGCCAGGCUGCCCGCAGUGCCGCCAGCUACAUGCUGUUCGACCCUGAGGACAGUGUCAUGCAGCAGAACCUGGUGUAUUACCGUUUCCACCGGGCCCGCUGGGGGCUGGAGGAGGAGGACUUCCAGCCUCGGGAGGAAGCUGUGCUCUAUCAUAACCAGACCGCUGAGCUGCGGGAGCUGCUGGAGUUUGCACACAUGUAUCUCCAGUCAGACGAUGAGAUGGAGUUGGAGGAGACAGAACUGCCUGUGGAGCCUGAGGAGCGCCCAUCUGACGCUGAGUUUGAGGGGGAGGGAGACUAUGAAGAGGGCAUCUUUGCUGACUGGUGGCAGGAGCCAGAUGCCAAGGGUGACGAGGCUGAGGCUGAGCCAGAGCCCAAACUGGCGUGAGGAAGGGGCCGCCUUCAUACCCCUCAAGAGCUUGGGAAGCCUGGGCCCGAUGGCACCACCACUUCGCAGCCUGGGAAGCAGGAACUAUUUAUUAAAACUUAAAGUGGACACAGCUGACCUGGCCCGGAUCCUGGCCCACCUGCGAGCACUGUCUCCCCAGGCCCCUCCUGCUGCCUCCUCUGCGUCUCUAGACCACAGGGUGGCAGGGGUGCUGCAGGCCAGUGCUGGGCCAACAUGGUCCCAUCCUACUGCCCACUGCUCUCGGCUCCUGGACACUCUCCUGGAGAAGUUUCCAGCUUCUGGUUGUAACCUCAGCGGGAGUUGCAGAGAUGGCAGAAGGACAGCUGGGGGCCGGGGAGCCCUAGACCUGGAGUCUAGAGGGCCCUGGCACACUGGCAGCGGGGACUAAUAAAGUUUAUUGUUGAGUGAA
Choloepus didactylus (southern two-toed sloth) is the source of this 1959-nucleotide messenger RNA. RefSeq names its product prolyl 3-hydroxylase family member 4 (inactive) (gene P3H4). The transcript is spliced from 8 exons. The record is from RefSeq and is a predicted model, not a curated record. Gene Ontology annotation, cellular component: endoplasmic reticulum. Lineage: Eukaryota; Metazoa; Chordata; Mammalia; Pilosa; Megalonychidae. Gene Ontology annotation, biological process: peptidyl-lysine hydroxylation; collagen fibril organization. Gene Ontology annotation, molecular function: collagen binding; protein binding. The coding region runs from base 204 to 1529 and encodes 441 amino acids.